Molecule: messenger RNA, 1817 nt
Organism: Schistosoma intercalatum
Lineage: Eukaryota; Metazoa; Platyhelminthes; Trematoda; Strigeidida; Schistosomatidae
Source: the annotation of a GenBank genome assembly
AUCGUAAACAAGCACUUGUUAACUUUAUCGAUAGUAUAAAAACAAUUCUGCUUUGAAAACAAUUGAAGUGUACAUUAACAUCGUUAUAAAUUCCGAUCGUUCCUCAAAUCUUUACAAAAAUUCAACAUCAUUGUAAUUUUCAAUGUACAUAUGCAGCUGAGAUGAUAAAAAACCUAAUCCCACAUUGAAACAAAAUAAUGUUGAGCAUAUAAAAAACUGAUAUCUAAAGUAUAUAUUCCUUAAUUUAGCAUCAAUGCACAAACUAUGUAACAUCUAUGUAUCAAACAGUCUAGUUGUGUUGGAUUCCAUAUAAAAUUACACAUAAAUGAGUAAUUUAUGAAACUCAAACAACCGUCAGUUAAUAAGAAAACAUUGACUUGACUGAUAGAUUUAUUAGCUUAUGUUUUAUUCGACGUGGAUUCAUAAAGUUUUUUUUCCGUAACUAACACCUUUUUGGUGACUGGUGAACGUUCACUGCAAACAUGGAGUCAAUAUCAGUUAAAAUUGAGCUUGAUUUUCAAAGUUAACUAGCAUCCACAAAAAAAAUCAAUCAAUAUUGAACAACAUGAGAGUAAGGGAAAGAUUUCAACAAGAUUCAUUCAAAUUAAAUUACAAUUCUAAAACGAUCAGUUUCACCAAUUCACAAUGGCUACAACAAUUAUUAUCCAUUGCAGUACGUUUAAAUAAUGCUACAAAUAAUCACGAAAACAUAUCACCUUCAGAUAAAACUACCAUUAUUCAUAACAAUAUUCAUAGUAGUAUUGACAAUGGAACAGUACCAACCACUACUGGUUGUAUUAUAUUAGAAUUAUAUGAUAAAAAUCCUAUAUUUCUUUAUGAUCAAGAAGAUUUUCAUGAUAUUGAUUAUUCUGUAUUAAAAAUGCAAAUUAUUGUUUGGACACAAAAAUAUAUAAAACCAGAUGAUUUAUUUAUGGAUUGGUUUGAAACAGUCAAUCGACAAAUUCAUUACAAUAAAAAAGGUUAUAACAAAAAAGAGAAUUCAAUAAAUCGUGAUCAUGAAUUAUCAAUUACUAAUGUGACAUAUUGUACUGAAAAUUUAAGAAGUUUAAUGAUUGAUCAUAAUCAUAAUAACCAUAUAUUUGAUGGAUUAAAUAAUGAUGAUUUAAAUCAUAAUAUGCAAAAUGCCAAGAAUGAAACAAAGUCUGAUAAAUAUGGUGGAAAUGAAGUGCAAAUUUUAACCGUGAUUACUCUUUGUUCUGUGCUCAUUAUUUGCUUUCUGAUGGCUGUUAUUUUACGUAUUAGAAGCUUUUGUAAACGUCAAACAGAAUCAAGAAAACAAAUGCGUAACGAUCGUGAUUCAGCGUUACAAAUCAAUUUUCCAUAUGAUGUUAAUGAAAUACAAGUUGCAGAUAAACUACCUGUACCGAGUACAACAUAUGGCAGUAAUACACAUCCUGGACUAACUAAAAAAAGAAUUGGUAUUUACAGAUAUAAUCGUAUACCACAACCACAAUAUAAUUCAAUGCAAAAUUAUAACAGAGUAUUUAAUGCUCAAACAUAUCAACCAUCAACUGUUUUUCUGAUCGACUGUCAAGACACCGAUCAUUUUAAAGAAUCGCAUAAUAAAUGGCUAACAAAUCAUGAAUUUCAUCGUCAAUAUUUAUUACAUUCUAGAAAAUCUGAAAAUUUCAUUGAUCCAUUUCAAAUUCAAAUUUCAAAUUUCAAAUCUCAUUUAAAAUCUUUUAAAAAUUUAAAUCAAAAUCAAACAAACAAACAAGUUUAUCAUUUGAAUAAAUCAAUUCAACGAACUAAUAGUGUUUAAUAAUAUUUUUUAUAAUAUUUUAAAUCAUUAUUUC